AUGCCGGAAUCGCGUGAAGACUCUGUCUACCUUGCCAAGCUCGCCGAGCAGGCUGAGCGCUACGAGGAGAUGGUCGAGAACAUGAAGCGCGUCGCUUCGUCCGACCAGGAGCUCACCGUCGAGGAGCGCAACCUGCUCUCGGUCGCUUACAAGAACGUCAUUGGUGCCCGCCGUGCCUCGUGGCGCAUCGUCUCCUCCAUCGAGCAGAAGGAGGAGUCCAAGGGCAACGAGGCCCAGGUUUCGAUGAUCAAGACCUACCGUGAGAAGAUCGAGGCUGAGCUCGCCGAGAUCUGCGAGGACAUUCUCGAUGUCUUGGACAAGCACCUCAUCCCUUCGGCCGCCACUGGCGAGAGCAAGGUCUUCUACCACAAGAUGAAGGGUGACUACCACCGAUACCUCGCCGAGUUCGCCACCGGUGACAAGCGCAAGGACUCCGCUGACAAGUCGCUCGAGGCCUACAAGGCUGCUUCGGACGUUGCCGUCACCGAGCUGCCCCCCACCCACCCUAUCCGCCUGGGUCUCGCCCUGAACUUCUCGGUCUUCUACUACGAGAUCUUGAACAGCCCCGACCGCGCUUGCCACCUCGCCAAGCAGGCCUUCGACGACGCCAUCGCCGAGCUCGACACUCUUUCGGAGGAGAGCUACAAGGACUCGACGCUCAUCAUGCAGCUGCUCCGCGACAACCUUACCCUCUGGACUUCGGACAUGCAAGAUUCCGAGAAGCCCGCUGAGGCUGCCGCUGGUGAGGCCCCCGCUGCCGAGGCCAAGGGUGAGGAGGCUGCUUAA
Messenger RNA from Sporisorium graminicola, 786 nucleotides. RefSeq lists its product as uncharacterized. The transcript is spliced from 3 exons. Gene Ontology annotation, biological process: signal transduction. Gene Ontology annotation, cellular component: cytoplasm. The coding region runs from base 1 to 786 and encodes 261 amino acids. The record is from RefSeq and is a predicted model, not a curated record. Lineage: Eukaryota; Fungi; Basidiomycota; Ustilaginomycetes; Ustilaginales; Ustilaginaceae.